Erpetoichthys calabaricus (reedfish) is the source of this 14047-nucleotide messenger RNA. Its product is annotated as neuronal tyrosine-phosphorylated phosphoinositide-3-kinase adapter 1. The coding region runs from base 923 to 3826 and encodes 967 amino acids. Gene Ontology annotation, biological process: neuron projection morphogenesis; phosphatidylinositol 3-kinase/protein kinase B signal transduction. The transcript has 8 exons. Lineage: Eukaryota; Metazoa; Chordata; Cladistia; Polypteriformes; Polypteridae. The record is from RefSeq and is a predicted model, not a curated record.
GGGAAGGAAGGAAGGAAGGAAAGAGGGGAGGUUCCUCGACCUCUGUUGCUUGUAUCAAAUGAAAAGGGAUAGUGGCCGGGGAAGAGAGAUCGGCGCUGCAUAUGAAUAGGAGCGACUACAGCUUGUGCGAGAGGGAGGGAGGGGGCCGAGACAGCGACCUCAAGAGGGAUGCUGCUCUGUCGUGUCUGCUGAGAUGCUGAGCGCUGCUGGACGACGACUAUAAGCGCCGAGGAGGCUGGACCGAAAGGGAAGAGAGGAGAGAGAGAGAGAGAGAGAACGGAGGGAGUGAAGAGAAAAAAAACAGUCCUGAAGCCCACGGUUACGCCAAGCAGCAUGAGGCUGCAGGAGCUGGCAAACGCAAGCACGUUUGCCCACGCGGACACGGGGCUCUGAGGGCCAGCACCCCGUCAGCGAUGGCACUGUCCUUGGAUAACGUUGUCCGUGUCUUCCAUCUGUUUUCAUUCCAUUUCGCCGCUCAGACACGAGUGGAUUUUUCAAUGAUGAUGACCUGUCAGUGGCAGCACGUUUGAAAACCCGGGACGAGCCAGAGAGCGAAGCAAGCAAGAGACGCAGAGACGCCCGAGGUUAUGAGCCGCACAGCUGAAUAAACUUCGGACCCGAGAGCAGUCGACCACAGGCUUUUUUUUUUUCUUUUGACAGACGCCAGACGCACACUAUUUACACACUUUUUUUUUCCACACCAAGAUUUUUUCCUCUAUUUGUUGCAAAUCUUGGAGGGCAUAAGGACCUUCACAGGCAAGACGCGGGUGACUGGGGGAAUGCUUGGAGCCGCGUGAAGCGAUGUGUCCCGCUGAGCCUCUGCGUUCAGACUCACCGUGGUGAAUGUGCCCGGAGCGGCCAGGCACGGCAGGAGCCACCAGGGGGGUUCUUCCCUCACAUGUGACUGCCUGGACACUGGAAAAUGAGCACUGGCCCCACCCAGGAUGUGGCCAUUGAGCUUUUCCUACGAGAUAUUGAAGAAAGGGGCAGCCACGCGCACAAAGCUCUGAUUGCAAGAGAGAGCCAAAAUAGCGAGAUGAACCUGCUCUACCGGAAGACAAGGAUAGACUGGCGUCACCGUGAUACAACUGAUCACGAUAACAAAAAGAGCAGCAGCAAAGAUGGCUCUGUUACUGUGGGAAAGGUCAGAGACAUGGCCUCUUUUCGACGGCACUUCCGAAUGGGCUUCAUGACGAUGCCAGCUUCACAAGAGCACACACCACAUCCAUGUGCAAGCAGUAUGGCACCCCGCUCACAGUCUUGUCACUCUGUGGGCAGCAUGGAGAAUGGUGGGGAGCCACACCACCCUACCUGUGCCAGAAAGCCUCCUGCUAAGCCAAAACGUCACCCCAGCACACGGUUGAGCACAGCAGGAGAGCUCCAUGGCUCAGAGGAAGGAGGAGCUGCAGGGACUGAAAAGAAAACAGGGGUGAAGAAAUCAGACACAGGUGAACAACAUGGCAGGAAGAUACCACCUUUGAAGCCAAAGAGAGCUCCAAACACACAGCUAUCAGUAUCCUUUGAUAACACACACCCCACACAACCACUUAAUCCUACCAACUCCAGGACUAUCUCGCACCAGUCUUUCUCUGCUUCACGGUAUACCCCUGACAGCCAACACUCACAGUCACAUGCAUCCACUCCUCAGAAUGCCAGAGAAUUGGAUGAGGAGGAGCCAGUGUAUAUAGAGAUGGUUGGAGAUGUUUUUAAGGAUCCAUCCCACAGCACAGCCACUCCAGACUCAGAUUCUGACCAGAGUGAAGCCAUUUACGAGGAAAUGAAGUAUCCACUUCCUGAGGAUCCUGGGUGCCCUGUUGGGGAGUUCCAAAACCAUGGAAGAGGAGGGGAACAUACACACCAUAAAUCAACCAAGGUCUCCCUUAUUCUCCCUCCUCCUCCACUACCUCCUCAUAAUUCAGCUCCUCUUGCACCUAAAGUUAAACUCAAGCGAGAAGUGGCGGUGGUGGCCCCAACUACUGCUGCAGUAAGUGCUGCUGAUCAAGCAUCUUUUGUGCAUUCUCAGCUUUCCACGUCUUCAGCUAGCUCAGGGACCACCAGAGCUCCUACUCCAUUUGUCUUUGCCAAAAACAGUUCCUGUGAGAUACCAGCCCCGUUUCCCAAUCUCCUUCAACACAAGCCUCCCUUGUUGGCCUUUCCACAGCCAGCUGCUUCAUCAAGUGGCAUUUCUGUCCAGAAAUCCUCCAAACUAGGCACAGUAUCUACUCAGACUGGACAAUCUGGCCAGCCCAGCUCAAAACUUCCUGUGCUACAGCCCAACGUCCAUGGCAAAGAUCAGUUACAAACUGCAUCACAACAGAGUAGUAAUGUUUCCUCUUCUGUGACUUCCACAGUUGGGCCCAGCUCCAGCAAUGCAGAUGGGCAGAAUCAAAACCAAAAUCAGCAGAAUCAAAGAGCUCCUGAUAUCAAGGAGCAAAAUCUCUUGGUUCUAGGGCCAGCUGGUAGAGCUCGAAGCCAUUCAACUCCGCUUCCUCCUCCCCAGUCAUCUCAGUCAUCUUAUCUGCAGCACAAAGCAGACAAAGACCUUCCUGUCUCACAGAGCAUGAAGCUGGGAUCCCAUUCAGCAGUACAAUCUCUGCUUCCUGUCCUGCAACAACAGGUAGCUUCUGGAAGCACAGCAAAGGAUAAAAGUGUAGGUGUAUCUACAAGUCAAAAGUCAAGUCAGGACAGAGAUAAAGAAAAGCAAGAGCCAUCCACUGGUAAUACUGCAGUCCCGUCUGGACGCUCAGCUACUCCUCUGGCACGUCCCAUUUCCUAUCGCAGCCCAACACCUCAUAACUUAAUGGAUCAUCCUUGUUCAAUGUUGUGGACAUACCCUUCUGCUGGUCUUAAGAGACCUCCAGCCUAUGAAAGCCUACGGGGACCCACACAAGGAGGGAUUCCUAAAAGCAGCUCAGCCUCUCCUGCAGCUUUACCUGCACAACAUAAAGGCAUGCUUGGGGCUCUCUCUACAUGCACACGUCAGCAGACGCCCUCCGCCCUUCCUACAGUUCCUGCUGGCAGCACUGUGGGAGGAAUUGGGGAUCCUAAGGGACUUUCAAGUCCAGUUGAGGAAGGCACAUACUGGCCAAUGCAGAGGAAGAUGUCAUUUAGUAGGGCCAGCAAAGAUUCUGAAAAGACUAUAGAAAAUGCCAAAAUGUGGAAUGGGAGCACAGAUGCUCUGGUUUGUACCGAUAAGGAAGAAAAGUUAAUGGGACAGUCAGGGAUUCCUGUUCGGACGCAUGGCCUAGAUGGGACUUCUGGGAAAGGCUUGGCCAGACCAGGACUGCCAGUGCCAUGCCAAACCUUCCCCGCUUGUCACCGAAAUGGAGAAUUUGGGCGGCUGGGCCGCUCGGCUUCUACUUCUGGAGUGAGACAAGCUUCAACCUAUGUUCAGAGGCAGUGUAGCCUCCCACGAGAUGCCCUUCAUCAGAUACCUGGCCAAUCCCGUCAGAAUCUCAUCAGUCAACCAGGUGUUGUUCCCCACCAUUUCCAAAGUCCAUCACCGACUACUGGAAGUAAUUCUCCACUUCCUCAACAUGUGCACCUACAUAAUCAGUCAAUGCAAUGUCAGCCUCAAGCUGUAGGCGAGGCUGUAACUAUGACUGCUCUGGCCCAACAGCAAAGGGAUGGGAAACUACUAGAGGUCAUAGAGCGCAAACGCUGCCUCUGCAAAGAGAUCAAAGCUCAUCGGCGGCCUGAGCGAAGCCUCUGCAAGCAGGACAGCAUGCCAAUACUUCCCAGCUGGCGCAAGAACACAGAGACAAGAAAGACUGGCACACCUCCUUGUCGUAGGCAGCAGACCGUGCUUUGGGACACUGCCAUUUAAGUUGGGCUCUGCAAAGAAAAGGUGGUGGUAGUGAUAGGUGGUGGGGGACUGUUCGAGCCAUGUUAUGAACCUUUCAUAAUUGUACAAGCCUAAUACCAGGAGUAUGCGAGUGGGUGAGUAUUUGCUUUUAGAAAUGUGGACAAACCCCUGACAAGGACAACUUAGAAAUACUUUUGUCAGCUUGUAGUGAUGCAGAAUAACUACAAAAACAAGCUGCCAAGGGGUAUUCAAUUCAUGUUGUGUUGGCCAUAUACAGGAAUUGACCAGAAUACUCAUUGUAGCAUAGGUCGCUCACCAUAGAGCCCCUGUACAGACAAACAUCCCUUCAAUGGAGGUUUCACAGUAUUUGUUUUUAGUAGAAUCAAUUAGACCUUGCUAUCUGCAGUGCACAGACCUUGUGUUUAAUCUUGGAUUUCAACAAACAACAAAAGCCAUGGUCUCAUCAAAAAGACCCUUUCAACUGAUCAGAAAAGACACAUAGUCACUUAAAUGACAAAAGCGUGUAUAAGUACUGCUGCUCCAAGAACUGCACACUAAUGCAUGUGGGCCAGAGAAACUUGUAAGACUUAAGAGUGACUCUUUAUUUUAUGCUCUUUUACAACUAUAAGUGGAAAGUGUAGGAGGCCUACAGAUGCUACAUAUUUGCAGUUGCACUGUCACAACACAACAUAUUAAAAAUAAAAACCAAUUGAUGAGACCUUUGUUUUCCCAUAUGCAUAUACAGUACACAUGACAAAACAGUAUCACACUACCUUUGCCAAAAAGACAGAUGUCAAUGCUAAUGUCCAUAGUGGAAAGGAAAAAAAUACAAAUGCACCCAAAUUUGUUGAGUCUUCUUUUUAUAGAAGGCACUUCUGUGUAGGUGGUUUGGAUAUCACACAACAUUGUAUAAUUACUUUGCUCACCAAGUUUACAGUUUUAAUUGGCAAAAUGAAUAGUUCUGUAAGAGGUCAAGUCAAAGACCCUUUCAAAAUUUUGUGGUGUAGGAAACUUUAUAGGUGUAGGAAAACUUUCCUAAGUCAUUUCAAGUCAAAGAUAUGCCAGUGCUUCACUCUUAUGGUAAUAGGUAAACAAGUAAAAGCCAAGGAGUUUGCACCUCUGUUCUGUGCCAAAGGAAAGCUUUCAUGUGCAAACUAACUAGGUAAAUUAACACCAUGCAAAUUAUAUAGAUGUAAAGUUAACUUGUUUCUGCUAUUCCACACAGGAAUAUCCUCUCUGCUGAAAAGAGUCAAAGCUCAUUUCUCUUCAUCCUCACACAGUGAGUGGUUUGCAGUGAAAAACAAGGGAGUGAAAGGCAUUUUUUUAACAUCUUCUAUAGAGAGGUGCCUAUUCAUUGACUGAAAUGCUUAUAAUAGUGAAGCACUGAACUACUGGAGUGUUUUAUUUUCCUUUUUACUAUUUGUACCUCUGAGGGGUGCAGUGCUAUUGUGAAAGUGGGUGCCUUUUGACCAGAAAGUAUUACAAAUGCAAUAUACUUCUGUCUGUAUUGGCCUUGUGCGAUUUAGCUGAAUUGCUGAAAAGAAUUUUGUUUACAGAAUGGCAGUCUCUAAGCAAUUGGAAAUUGUUUGCUUUAUUUCAGUAUUAGGGCAGCAAUACCCAGAAAAAGAAAAUAUGUAAUUUAGAAACAGAUGUUUUCUAUAUCUAAUUUAAAAAAUAUAUUUAUUAUCAUAUAUUUUGUUAAUCUUAUUUAUUAUUUCUAUUUAUUACUUGGUUAAAUUUAAAGGAUAGGCUACCAAGCUGGUGAGAUAAAACCCUAAUAUCCUUUUGACAGGUACCAUUUUUCAGAAGCUAAACAAAAACAAAAAAAAGCAUACUAGUCUUUAUCAAUCUAGCGUGUGACAAGCUUGCUUUUUCUUUUCAAUUAAACAAUAAGCACAAAAGUAAUUUCAAGGUUUUAAAAGCUCGAUUACAUACUGUAAGGAAAACACUGGAAAAUAGAUGACCUUUGCAACUUGAGUAUCUGUAAAUACAGUUGUACUGCUGCUCUGGCUGGUAGCACUUCAGAGAUGUGGUGUUGCUAUCUAAGUAGUGUGUGCUGAGCUACCGAUUCACCUGGUCAGGUGCACUGUGGCAAUGGGAAUAGAUGUGCUGUUACUUGAACAUUUUAGGCCACUUUGGUUCUCUUCACACUGGAGUCCUUUUCAUUGAAACAUUCCAUUAAUUUAGGUUGUUCAAUGUAAGUUUAUAAUUUUUUUUUUGUUUCACUUAUGUCUUUACUGAGGAUUAUAAAGAAAUGGGUUCAAGGGUCUGCAUCACUUUACAUUAUGUGUCUGUAAUUACAGUGAUCUUGUAUAGCAAAUUGUCACUUAUGAAAUAUAUCAGUACAAAAUAACCAUACAUUCUUGCAGUAUGCUUAUUGUGUACACUGCACUACAUCCUGAUUUUUUCACUGUUUUUAUUCUAAACGUUUGUAAAGAAUUCUGUUCUUAAAUUUGUUGUUCCCUCCUUUAAGGAAAUUAUGUGUACUGCAACAAUGCAUAAUUAUAAAGUGGGUUUACCAAGCAUGGAAAUAUGAAGAACAUUUCAAUUAAGAACAUUUAACUCUGAAGCGUAAACACAUGAUUUUUCUGACAAAUAUGCAAUCUUGAACUGCAUCAUAGCGUCCGUUUACAUUAUCCUUAUAUAUCUGUUUACAAUUGUACAUGUUAAUGGGGCUUUUCCACAUUGUUUUAAACUUUCAUUAAAAUGUAAUGGAGAAUAUGCCACGAUUGUUAAAGAAAGAAAAAAUGUGGUAGUGUAUUUUACCUUAAAUACAGUGUUGUAGGAGAUAUUCAUAGCAGUUUAGGAAUGUAUUAGAUGUUUAAAAUGGACAGUUUGAAUGCAUAAUCCACUGUAAGGAUAAAUCUUUGAGUGCAUAUUCACGUUUCCUACUGUUUAAAUUGACAUUCGCAUUUUUCACCCUAAAUGGCUCGACUAUCAAAAGAAAUUAAUUCCCUUUUACUAGUACUGUUGCCUGGACUUCACACCUGUCUGUAUAGAUUUUGCAUGUUCUUCUUGUUUCAAUAAGUGUUUUUCAUUCAAGGUCUCCAGCUUUCUCCCCACAUCCCAGAGAUGUGGAAGUUUUGUUAAUUGAAUACUUUAUAUUUGACUACUCUAAUGAACAUGAUGACUUGAUUACUACCUUGAACCCAGGGUUGCUGGGAUGUGUUCCAACCUACCCAUCAACAUGAAUUGGAUUAAGCAGGUUCAAGAAUGAAAUGUAAUAAGAAAUUGUUAACCAUGUCCAAGAUUUCUCUGGGUAAAUCAAAUCCAUUUUACUUUCAUAAUGUACCUGAAUUAUCACUCAUUGAUUUGUUUUAUUUGUAUCAUUUUCUGUCUUAACAGUAGUUACUGGAGUACUAGGCUUCAUCUUCCUUAAAUUAAAUUGGUCUAAUCUGGUUUGAAAAUAAAAUAAUGGGAACUGACUUACUUAGCCUUGGCAGUAUACCAUAACUUAGUAAAUAUAAUCCAAGCAUCUAUCCACAUCCAAGAGUGAACAACUAACUGAAAGGCAAGAGCAUUUUACAUUCCAUACUUCAUUUAUAUUCAAAUGAGAGACCAAAAUAAAGUAUUUUCACAUUUUUGAAAGAAACCAAAAACAAACCAAAAGCUUUAUUACUGCAAGUAUUGAAAAUGUAAAAUAACAUUUUACAGAAACUGAAGGAACACACACCAAACCAAAAAUCAAACUAUGUUCACAUUUCAGUCCAUUUUCAGUUUUAAAUAGGACUGCCUGCGUUAUUCUCUGAGUAUUCCAUUUUCCUGCCAAGUCCCAAAGUUUUGAGUGUCAAGUGAACUGGUAGCUCUAAAUUGGCUCAGUAUGAUAGUAUAGGUGUGUGAAUAUUUGCUUUGUGUUUGUUUCCAAUCUACAGUCCAGUACUGCAGAGAGAGCAAGGCAUUGCCUCCUCGCAACCCUGAUUUGGACAUGUGGAUCCAAAAAUAGAAAAACAGGUUAAAAACUUCAUUGUGAAUGGAUGGCAUUUCAGUAAGUAAAAAAGGAAACUUAGAGAAAUACAUAAAUUGUCAUUAAACACAUGCCUGUUGACACCAUCAUGUGUUUUAUCUAUAUCUUUAAACCAUAGCCCAGUAGACAGAAGAAUAUCUCUUUCAUCAGCAGAGAAGAGACAUAAUAUAUAACAAGUUGCACACAGUUGUUAGUGCUCUUAAUAACAGAGCUCGUCAAAUGAUGGACAACAUCAGGUUUACAACAAAAUGCUUGUUUUUGGCACGGUGCAAUUUUGCAGUAUUGUUAUGUAAAGAAAAUGCAUUACUGAUAAGUAUCUCAAAGGGAACCUCCCGCUCCAAACUAAAAGAUUUUGCAGCUUUGAAGCAAGUACAUUUAAAAGUGAACAUUAUUGUGAUUAUCCAGUAAAAUCUGCUGGUUUAAAUUUACUGAUUUCAUUGGCCACAUGGUUUUACAUCACAUUCUAAACACAGCAUUCAGUCUCCCUUAGAAGAGCCAUAUUAGCUACAUCUUUAUACAGAGAAAUUAUAAUCUGUUUAUACAAAGUAGAAAUGUAAUUAGCAACAGAGUCAGGGACAGUACUACUAAUGGAAAAAAACUUGUUAGCAAAAUACAUUCACUGAAUGCUAGAACUGUUUCAUUUAUGUAAUUGAUUUGAUUAACUAUGUGGAAAAUCACAUGACCAACAUUUGCAAUAUUAGAGGUUUUGUCGACUUAUAGAGGUAAAUACUUAUUUUCAAAAGUUUUAGUAAAUUUUGUACAUUUUUCAGUGAUGCAAAACAACACAUUUCUUUAUUUCACUAGUCACCAAAAAAAAAACUUGACAAAUAGGAAUAAAAUGUUUUUUGAAUUUAACUUUUUUGUGCUAACAUUUUAUGUUUAUUUCAACUCCUUGGUAAAACGAUCACUUAGUACACAGGAAUGUCCCUGAAGCUCACUGACAAAUACAGCAUGCAAGCUGUAAUUGAAGUUAUGGAUGUGAACAUAAACAAACACAUAACAAUGUACACUAAUCAACAAACUGAGGUAUAUAUUUCUGAGAAGUUUAGCCCGUGCAUAAAGAACUCCUUUCUGUUGGAGUCAGAAGUGCUCUGGUUUUGGAAUUACAUCCUCUUAGCAUAUUUUCAACACACUUCACUUUAAUUCUUAGGAGAAAUAUUUGUAUUAGUCUCUACCAUGCAAGCCUCCUAUGGCGCCGUGGGAACAUCAACCCAACCAGUAACAAUGACUUUUGCAGUGGAAGUUAUUCUUUAGCUCAACUGGUUAGAUUUCAUAAUGUGCAUGGUCAGGGCCGAGAUUAGAUCACAGGUGUGGGGUAAGCCAUAGCAGAUGCAGAGAGUGCCUAGGUUAUCUGCUGAGACGCAGAGCCUCUGAAGAGAGGCAUGAAGUAAUGAAAAGGUAAGAUCUGUGUUUGCGGAAUGUAGAUGAUUGUACACUAGUUAUUUGCUGAUGUAGAUUGGUUGAUGUUUUAUGAAAUUACCAUUACUGUAUUACAAACAACAAAACACUGUACAUUACUGCAAGAAUUCAAACAACUCACUUAGUCACUUUAUACUUUUAUAAUCCUGGGUAUUUGGCUUUUUGUUUGAUAUAAUUAUUCUGUAAUUUUGAGGUAAAUGUACAUAAUUUUAACAGAUUUUGAAGUGCAUUGCAAAGUUCACUUUUUUCUAAUGAUUUUAAGGCAACUUAAAAGCUUGAAUGUUUGCUUAGGGCCUUACUCUAGUUUUAUAUAUUUAUUCCUGCUGUUUCAUUUAGUGCUUUAUUUUUUUUCCACUAGGAAUGAGUUGGGGUGGCGCAGUGGUAGCGCUGCUGCCUCGCAGUUAGGAGACCCGGGUUCGCUUCCUGGGUCCUCCCUGCGUGGAGUUUGCAUGUUCUCCCCGUGUCUGCGUGGGUUUCCUCCGGGCGCUCCGGUUUCCUCCCACAGUCCAAAGACAUGCAGGUUAGGUGGAUUGGCGAUUCUAAAAUUGGCCUUGGUGUGUGUUUGUGUGUGUCCUGCGGUGGGUUGGCACCCUGCCCAGGAUUGGUUUCUGCCCUGUGUUGGCUGGGUUUGGCUCCAGCAGACCCCCGUGACCCUGUAGUUAGGAUUCAGCAGGUUGGAAAAUGGAUGGAUGAAUAGGAAUGAGUUUCCACUUUUUUAAAUCUAUGUGAGUUGGCAUUAUGACCUGUUUAUCCUGACUUGAUAGGGUAAUUUAUAUCACCUGUGAAAAUGGUCUGCCUUACACAUUACAACACAACAUAGCAAAUAUUUUAUAGAAGCUAUAAUAAAAUUAAAUACAGUUCCACAGAAGACAUUAGCAACACACCUGUAAUACAAUUAUAACAGAUUUCACACUUCGAUUUUACCAGCUCAUAUUACAGAUCCUGUACAUAUCUAAUAAUACUAACAAUAAAGUUUUGCCGUACUGGUCAUUGCAUUCUUUCACUUCAGUCAAGUUUGGAAGGACAGUAUUUAGCUCAGCUGUAAUCAGAAUGCAGUGAAUAUUGCUGUCACCUGUAGUUUAGAAGACGUUAAAUAAAACUAUAGUCCAAGAAACUAUAAAAUUAAUAAACUGAUUGCCAGUCAUAAUUCUUUGUCAUAAUGUCUACCUUUCUAAGUUGACAUUACAUAUAAUCAUAGAAGUUCCAUUUUGUGACUUUCUAUAUGUGAAUUUCGCUUUAGUAACAAACUAAAAUGCUAGAACAUGGAAAAAUUGCUUUGCUGCUGAUAGUUAUGGAGAAAGUAAAGGAAGCAGCCUUUUUAAUAGGUAAGAGCUGCCAUCAUUUUCACAGUGAGCCUUGUCAGAUCUUCUUGUGAGUUGCAUUAGUGCACAGAGUGAUGUCUAAAAAAAUGAUAGCAAAGUUUUUUGCUUAUUUCAUUUGUUUGGCAUGCAAGAUAAUCACACAUGUAAUCAUUAUUUGUUACAAAGUUAUUGCUCCUUCAUUAACUUGCUCCAAAUAAAGAGAUAAUUAUAAUCGUUUUUUUUUUUUUAAUUAUUUAUUAUUAUUAAUUCUGCGGUGGGUUGGCACCCUGCCCGGGAUUGGUUCCCUGCCUUGUGCCCUGUGUUGGCUGGGAUUGGCUCCGGCAGACCCCCGUGACCCUGUGUUCGGAUUCAGCGGGUUGGAAAAUGGAUGGAUGGAUGGAUUAUUAUUAAUUAAAUUUUCCCAAAACAUGUAACCUAGAAGGGCAGAAACCACAUGGCAUUAUUCACAAUUAGGUUCCAGUCUCUAAAAUAUAUUGUAUAAUUUUAAACUACAAAGAUAUUUAUGAUGGCAGUUUUAUGAUACUGUAUUUUACAGUGAUUCAUGAAUAAUAUAUAUCCUCAAUAAAUGAGUACCACUUCUUGUCUGAGAUAUCAGUGGAGAGUUCCCUUUUUAUGCAUUGCAUCAUGUUGUGGUGGCCCGUUUUAAGACCAUCCUAACAAAUAUAAAUCUAACAUUAAUCAUUGUGGACACAUGGGUUUUAAAGUCACAUCAUGAAAUGAUGCAAAGAAAUUCCUAAAGUUGUUCAAAAAAAGUUGAAAUUUGCUAGUCUCCAGAUGAUUACUGUCCUUCUAUUCUACUAUAUAACCCAUUCUUGUCAAAUAUAUUUAAAGGUCAUCCAAUCCAAGACAUAAUAUCGAGGUGGGAAACAUUGUUCAUUGAUAAGAACAAGAACAAUGAGUAAUAAUUUGGCAGAAUACACCAUAAUGAUCCUCAUACAUUCUGGAUUAAUGCUCCAUGUAAAGCAGACCCUAAAAUGUUUUUUUAUGUCACGCAAAGGCUCCAUUAUUUUUGGAGAUGAUACAACAUAAAAUUCCACAGUAACAACCUCAUACAAAUGAGCAUGUUAAGAAUUUCGUGAUUGAGCCAUGUUCUGGAGAUGUUUUACUGCAUCUCCAUAAUAUGUCAUCACUGAAGUGACAAUAAAUUAUAUUGAAUCAGAGACCUCUCAGUGCUGUUAAAUACCAGUUAGUGCAUAUAUAAGAUGUCUCAUUGCAUUUAUUGCCUGAAAAUCUGGCAUAACCAGUUACUGAAAAUGUAUAUUUAAAAAGUAUAUAAAUUUACUAUUUUUGUUGAUUUGGGAUCCUGUAGUUUUAUUUUGUUGAAGAUUGGAUAACCUUCAAUGUGAAAAAAUACAUACACUUGGCACUGAAUUGAACCCAUCUUGAUGUGAAUACUGCAGUUUAAACAGUAUAUGUCUGCUGGUUCCUUUAAUUUGCCACAAUAUAUUAUUAACUUUGAGAUCAGCACUUUUAAUAACUAAUAAUUAAUUAAUCUGUGCGGGAAAGUAAGUUGCUCAACACUGUUUUCCAAAAGUAAUAUUAAUGAAAUUAAUGAUACAGAAUACAUAAAUAACAUGCUAAAAUGUCCUCUGCCAUUGUUGCAUGGUACAAUACCUUCACCCCGUGCAGCUCAGGUGUUAUUUUAUGUUAUUACUAUCUUUCAGUCUCAGUUAAAAAUUUUAACAUACUUAAGAUCUGGAUAGUAACUUCUUGUAAAGCCCCUAUUUUCAUUCAGAAAUAGUCUGCUCAUUCUCUCAACCUUCUCUGCAUUGUAUACAGAUCUGGCUUUUUUUGUAAUAGUUCCUGGUGCAGUCUCACAAACACUGAUAUUCCUGAGUGCGACUUGAGGUGAACAAGCACGGGCUGCUUUGACACUUCUUUUUUAGCUAUUUAAUUUCUUCAGAUUUUUGGUGGUUUGAUGAACAAUAAGUCACCAGUCUUGUCAGUAAAUGACAACUGAACCUAGGUAUAUGGUAAGCACUUAGGUGAAAAUUAACUUAGGGUUGUGUGUAAAAUGUUACCUGCCAAUCGCAAGACUGCUUAAAGAAGUUACUGUACACAAAGGGCAUGGCUCUGUUACCUGCGUUCAUAAAUUAAUGUGUUUUUUUUUCUUAUUACUCCAGUUAUCUGCAUUGCUUAUUUUUUAUUUGUUUUGAUAAACACCUCAACUGAAUAUUUUUAUGUGUUACAUAGGAAAAAGAUCAGAAAUGUUUUGUAAAGACUGAAGUUGAAAGUCUUUUCACACUGCACUAAAAUGCAACAACUCUUAGUGUGUGCUAAUCUUUAUGUUACCCCUGCACAUGCAGUCUCUCCUGACUGUAAAUUCCACCCUGACUUUAGCACCUGAAUCUAGCACACAUUUUUAUUUCUAUUUACGCUGUUCUUUUGUGAUACUUUGAUAUUUCAGAUUAUAACUGUUCCCACUUAUCAGAUAUCUUUCAUUAAUUGUGUAAAUGUUAGCUGACACAAUAACUGAUCUCAGAACCAAUGAGGAGGUCAGGUAAACAUUGCACAAUACACAGUAUAUUAAUCUUCACUUUUAAACGUAGUGUUAUUUUUUCUGUUGUAUGCUUUUUCUGAUUAUAUGAGGUUUUAUUGACACCCACAAUGCUGGCAGCAUGCUUUGCUAUAGUUGUACGUGGUAGGACAGUUCAAUUUUGCUCAGAUCACAUGAGUACAAGUCAGCAACACAAGUUAAUAAAAAUGAGUCUAUAACUUGCCUAUAUCAAUUCCAGGGUUUACAAGGAUUUUUAAAGGAUUUUUAUAACUAAAGCAAAAUAUGUUAUAAUGUGUUACUCAUGUGUAGAUUUCAGGGAGAAAUGUUGAAGUUUGACCUGAAAUACUAAUUCUUAAGUAUGAUCACAGUAGUAAUGUGUGUCAAGGAUUUAGGCUGGUGCCUCUAUAACUGUAAUUUGUGUAAUGCUGGUUGGGGAGUGGGUUUAAAAUCUGACAUUUUUGCACUAGCAGGGUGUUGAUGAGGUACCGGGGUAAGACAAAUCAUGGAUUCAAUUCACCUUUGGUUACUUAUGUCACUGAAAUGUAAGUAAAAAUAACGUACUUAAACUCCUUUGAAAUUUUUCUCAUUUAAUAGUGAAGACCUGUGAAUGUGUUUUACUGAAAAUGAAUGGAUUUUAUUAGCCAAUAACAUAAACAGACAAUAUGUUGCUCACAAUGACACCAACACUUAUCAGACUACCCCACCCUGCAGUGCCCAGAACAAAUCAAUUUUUAAUUAUUUUAUUUUUUCUGGAGAAAAAUGGCACCUAAGUCUGAGUGGCGUAAUGUGUAGAUGUGGUGCGUGCAUUGUGAAGGUAAUUGAAAGAACAUUUAAUGCUGGAAAAUACAAGGAAAGAAGCAAUUUUGUAAGUUGCUGUGUUUAUGAGUUAAUAAAGAAGUUAAUUAUACAGAUAAUAAUGAUUAUAAUGUAAAAUGUUUCUCUUUCUUUGAUGAAAUGCCAAGUGAUUAAUGGCCUCUGUAUAAAUCUUUUUUGUAAAAUUAUUCUGUGCACUACUAUUAAAAAACAACAUAUGAAAAAAA